Emys orbicularis (European pond turtle) is the source of this 561-nucleotide messenger RNA. It is a transcript of the gene ARL8B, whose product is annotated as ADP ribosylation factor like GTPase 8B. The record is from RefSeq and is a predicted model, not a curated record. Gene Ontology annotation, biological process: protein transport; anterograde axonal transport. The transcript has 7 exons. Gene Ontology annotation, molecular function: GTP binding; GTPase activity. Gene Ontology annotation, cellular component: lysosomal membrane. Bases 1 to 561 code for a protein of 186 amino acids. NCBI's taxonomy places the organism in Eukaryota, Metazoa, Chordata, Testudines, Emydidae.
AUGCUGGCGCUGCUGUCCCGGCUGCUGGACUGGUUCCGCUCGCUCUUCUGGAAGGAGGAGAUGGAGCUCACCCUGGUGGGGCUGCAGUACUCGGGCAAGACCACCUUCGUCAACGUCAUCGCGUCAGGUCAAUUCAGUGAAGAUAUGAUUCCUACAGUGGGCUUCAACAUGAGGAAAGUUACUAAGGGUAAUGUGACGAUAAAGAUCUGGGAUAUAGGAGGGCAGCCACGAUUCCGAAGCAUGUGGGAGCGAUAUUGCAGAGGCGUUAAUGCUAUUGUAUAUAUGGUAGAUGCUGCCGAUCGUGAAAAGAUAGAAGCCUCUCGAAAUGAACUGCAUAACCUUCUAGACAAACCACAGUUACAAGGAAUCCCUGUUCUAGUACUUGGAAACAAGAGAGACCUUACUAAUGCUCUGGAUGAGAAGCAGCUAAUUGAAAAGAUGAAUCUGGCUGCUAUUCAGGACAGAGAAAUUUGCUGCUAUUCAAUUUCUUGCAAAGAAAAGGAUAAUAUAGAUAUCACGCUUCAGUGGCUUAUUCAGCAUUCAAAAUCUAGAAGAAGCUGA